AUGCCGGUCGUGGAGCAGCGACAGGUAUUUGUCCCACUGCCGCCGCCACCGCUCCCUGAGUUUUAUCUCGAAAAACCUGCGCACAAACCAAAAGCAGCGAUGGAAGCAAAGUCCUCUUCCUCGACGUCAGAGGCAGACCACGACAUCCUCAUCGUCAAAGAACAGGCGACCACACUCGAUGGCGCCUACGACGAUGGACCUAGCAGCGCAAGACUAGGCGCCCGGCCGCAAGGUCCAUUGCUGGCCAUGCCACCCACCGACAUCGAGCCCGACUCCGUGCCACCACUCGCUAUAUACCACAUCUACCGCAUUUGCCUCAGACCUCGAAGUCCACGCUACCAUCGCCAGCACCCUAUCCCUAUUGACGGUGUUCCACCGCCCCCUGGAAUAUGCCGAAGAUGCCGCGUCACAACCAUGGAAGACACUAAGACGGUCGAUCUAGUGGUGAAGUCUGAAAGCAAUCCGAUCAAACUUGGCAUGUUCACUCCUUUCCUCAGAGACGAAGCUAUCGUGAGCCAGGAGGAAAUGCGAAGGAUGAAGUUGGAGAAAUAUCUGAAGGAUCAGGGUGCUGCUCCGUUGCCUCAAGAAGACGGCACGCAUGAGCACGUGACUCGUCGGUACACAGAAAGAGUCUCGAGCCGACGCAGAAGUCGCUCGAGAAACGAUAUCAGCUAUCGGCAUCUGAGAGCUGUUGCGGAGUCCGAGAGUUCACGGUCUGACGUCGAGGUAGAAAGAGAGAACGUGACAUCUACCUCACAAGAAGCCGUUGAUAACUUCAUUGGAUCAGGUGGUUCAAAGCAUUCCCAAAGACCGAAAGCUACGCCGAGCAUGGGUGUCGAGGCUACCAGCAGACCUAAAUCAUGGACGGCUCAGACGGCGAAAGCUGCGAGCGCCCGUGGAGCGGGCACAACGAAGACGUCUGUCGCCACCCAGGUCGCAUCUCAAGCAGGCUCCGCGACGUCUGCGCAAGCGUCUGCGAAGGUCACGACGUACAACCCAGAACGUACUGAGUCUGAGAUACGCGCCAUCGCACGGGAGGAAGUCGAUCGGUACGCCAGGACAGCUCAACCACAAGAGCGCAGUGAAUCCAAAAUCCGUCGAAUCGCAAGAGAAGAGGUCGAGCACUACAGAGCAGCCGAACGGAAGAUUGAAGCGCACCCAGGCCCAUAUGCUCAUGGGAGGCUGGUUCCGGUUGACCGACGUAUCGAGACCGAGCGCGACACACCCGAACCUGUCCCAUGGUCUCAGCCUGGCGUAGAAGAAGUGACGGUCAAGGUGGGCAAGAAAAGCCACGACCAAGAGAUCACUGCUUCCAAAGCAGUUUCACAACGAGAAUCUGUCGCCAUCUCUUCCACGACGAAAGCGAGCCGUCAGAGGACGACUGACGACCGUCCAACCGGAGCCGCGAGUGUCAAGUCCUAUGCGGCUCAAGAAAAGGCGAGCUCAGCACAAAUGUCUGCCAGGUUGGGAACCGAGAGAUCCUUGAGGCGGCCAAAUGGCUCGAUUCCAAUCGACAACCUGGCCGAGCCCGAUGGGGCAGUUUCUGCAAAGGCGUCGACGAAAGCUCAGAGCGGCGCGUACCCAGCGUACGAUAUUCGAGAUUUUGCAAGUCAGAGGACGGCGUCUACCAAGCGUGUUGAGCAGAUUGAAGAAGCCCGCGGCUCACAGGCGCAAUCUUGGGGCCCGCGAUGGCGCCGUGAGCUUUCUGUCGAGCGACGCCAGUCUGUUCACUCGGAAAAGCAGACUAGCAGGGCUUCAAAGGCACCCAAAGACACCAGGACUGCGGUUGAUCAGAACGGAUACGUGGUGCACAGCGAGCCACCUAGCGUCAAGCUGCGUGAGGUCUUCGAUGUAGUCCAGGAGUCAGAUCCACCACGAUGGUCCUCCCAAGCCGAGCCAUACGUCGUGAAGAAAGGACGUCGUCCGCGGCACACCAAUCCUGACUACAUUGAAGUGAUCGAGGAGGUAGAGCUGCCGCCACGUUCGAAAGCACCGCCUACCGGACCGGAAGUUGUUGUCGAUGCCCGCUCUUCAAGACAGACAGACGACCGGAGGAGUACCAGAGAGGCGAGUGCCAGCUAUCAUAGACAGCAGACCGACGAGCGACAUGCUUCCACUGUAAAUCACGACAACGUCUCAACCAGAGCUUGCUCACAACGGUCGAAACCGGCUGACAGGGACGCAUGGCACGAAGAUGCGAAUGUGCGUACCGUUGAGGGGAGGCCAUCCAAUCGCCAUGGGCCAUCAAGAAAAUCGGAUAUAUCGCAGCAGACUGGUCGCAUGUCGGCAACACCACAGGCAAAGUCAGCUAUGAAGCAGCCGACUGAGACCGUUCGAAGCGUUCACGGCAGCGUGGAGUCCGACAAGACUCGGUGGCCGCGGGAUGCGGGUAACUGGGAGCCCACUACGUCCCGCGAUCAGGUGUCAAGAUCGAGUGUCCCACGGAUGAGCGGCGCAUCGCCGUACCCAGAGGAAGAUGUGAUGCCCGAUCACGACUCUUCAGCUACUGGACCCAGGAAGAACAGCCACCGAGAAGCUCAAGGAGGAGACCGUGCCAGGCGACCAAACAACUCGGACAUCGAAUACAUCUACACCGAGCGCAUUGUCACUCCAGCUGAUCGACCCUGGGGUUGGCGGCCGCCUCACAGUCAAACAACGGUCGAAGAGGAGGUUAUUCACAAGCGCAAGCCGGACGAUCGUGGCACUCAGCAGUGGGAACGCAAAGAGCGUCGAGACCGAGCUCGCGUGGAGGUAGAAGAACACUCCGAAGUCUUUGUGCGGCCGAGAGGUGACGGCCCGCCUCGUGUGGAGGUCGAGGAGGAAGUUGAGGUCUUUUACAAGCCCAAGGGCCAGAGGCUUGCGAAAGAUGAUGGCGGAAAGCGACAAGACCGGCCGAGGGUUGAGGUCGAAAAAGAGACUGAGGUUGGCGUGAAGCCCAAAGGCCAACAGCCAUCGUCCCGAGACGACAACAAGAAGCGCGAAAGCAGGCCCGACGUGGAUGACAAGGGACACUCAGGGCUCUACGUACGACCAGCUGCCGACACACUCCCGCUACGACAACGCCGUCUUAGCGACCAAAGUCGCAGAACACGAAACAGCGAAGCGCCGAGCCAUGUGCGGUUUAACAGCAAAGUUCAUGUCUCGCCCACACCACCCGGCAGCGACGCCAGCUCGUCGGCUUUUCGCAGCUUCCAUAGUGUCGGGCGCGGCAGCCGGCAAGUUGAUGGUGCACAGGACGAUGUGCGCGAGCAGAAUCCACGGCGCGGUAGGACGCGCAGUCGGGAUGUCACGAGGGAGACCUUUUGCGAGAAGAAAUCCUAUCAUGAAGAGAAUGGGGGAGCGAAGGAGAAAGAUGGUGGGAAGACGAAGCAGCAGCAUGCAUGGGUUGAGGGAGCAAGACCGCUGCACCGGGUGCUGAGUGAGAGUCCAUCGAGGGAGGAGUUCGUCGUUAGGGACAAGAAUGGGAAGGAGGAUGCUGGAUGGGCUACUGAGAAGAGUACAAACAGUCUCCGGACUCACGAUGGCAGUCACCGGAGUCAGCAGGCCUGGCAGACUGAUGGGCAGGCUGACGAGGUUGUUAUUGAUUCGAACCUGUGGUAG
Molecule: messenger RNA, 3600 nt
Organism: Saxophila tyrrhenica
Lineage: Eukaryota; Fungi; Ascomycota; Dothideomycetes; Mycosphaerellales; Extremaceae
Exons: 1
Coding region: 1-3600 (1199 amino acids)
Source: RefSeq, a predicted model, not a curated record